UUACUCUACCAUCGAACCUCUCUCGUUCUCGAAUCUUCUGCGAACUCAAACUGCAACCCACCCUCUCUGACGCCUCUCCUCCGUCCAUCCUUUCCGACGCGAAUCCGGCCAGCCACUAGCAAGCCACACACAGAGAGAAGUAAGCACAUCUUCUCCGACGCGAAUCAAGUCCCAAAAUCAAGUUUGAGUCCAGACUCUUGAUUUUCUCAGCAAUCAAUUAAAAAAAAAAAUCAUUCAUUUCCAGGGCCAUCAUAGAAGCUCUUGUCAGCAGCCAUCAGAGUACAAGCCAAUGAAUUCGAAAUUGAAGCGUCAAGAGGGAGUUGACAGGAUCAGUGAAUUGCCAAAUGCACUUCUUUGCCACAUACUUUCGUUCCUUCCGAUAUUAGAUGCUGUGCAUACUACCAUUCUGUCAAGAAGAUGGAAGAACUUAUGGACUUCUCUUCCCGAACUUGAAUUUGAUGACGAGGGGUUCAAUCAUUCAUGGACUGAAUUGAAUCGUUUUAUGAUGUUUGUUGAUCGUGUACUUUUCCUUCAUGACUCAACAGACAUCAAAAAAUUCAGUUUUAAACUUUCUAGGCAUAGGCAAUGCUGUAGAGGACCAACAUUGGAGCACUUCAUUCAUAUUUAUCGUUGGAUCUGCACUGCUCUUAGGCGCAAUGUUGUUGAACUUGAUCUUGAUCUUUUGGAUUACGAUUGCAAAAGAUUUGAGUUGCCUCAAAGCCUCUUCUUGUGCAAAACACUGGAGAUUUUGAAGGUAUCAUCAACUUCUAUUACCUUUGCUCCUCCUACAUCAGCGUGUUUCCCGAGUCUCAAGGUCCUAAAUGUCUAUGUAAUGAAACUUGAUCAUUCAGUUGCAAAUCUUUUUUCUUGCUGCCCUGUACUUGAAGAUUUGAAUAUAGAUGUAAAUUCAAAAGUAGCAGUUUCAAAUGUAAACAUCUCUGCACCUAGAUUGAAGACGUUAAGAAUAUGGUUCGGCAAUGACUUUAAACGUAAUUUUUGGGGCGAUGAUCGUGUCCGGUUUUUUAUUAAUGCUCCAAAUCUUGUAAAGUUAGCAAUUGUGGCUGGCGAUUUUUUCUCGUAUAUUGAUUUGGAGAAUGAAAAAUCUCUAGUCGAAGCAAAAGUUCUUUUCAGGCAUGUAGAUGAAAAUUCUCGCCACAUUGCUGAUCGUGCAACUAAGUUGCUAGCAGGAGUUUCCAAUGUUAGAAAUCUCUCAGUUACGGUUCCCAUUUUGAAGGCUUUGUAUCUGCCUACUUUUGAAAAUUUAAUCCAACUGGAGCUGAUUCUUCGUGAUUGCAAUUACUGGGAGUUUCUAACAGGAUUUCUGAACAAUUGCCCUGUUUUGAAACAUUUUGUCUUUCAAAAUAAUGGCAACACAUGGUAUAAGGAGGAACAUGAGCGUGGAUGGAAUUCAGGCUACAAUCCACCAGACAUCGUCCUCUUUGUUUGUUGUCGCAUCUUGAGACCAUCUCCAUAAGGGAGUUCAAGGGUCAGCGAGAUGAGAUGGAAGUUGCUAAGUAUUUGUUGAAGAAUGGCGAAGUUUUAAGUAGGAUGACUAUUUAUACACGCACUUCUUCAAGAACAGGUAAAUUUUUGUGUUCGGAAGACGAGAUGU
Messenger RNA from Malus domestica (apple), 1612 nucleotides. RefSeq names its product putative F-box/FBD/LRR-repeat protein At4g13965. NCBI's taxonomy places the organism in Eukaryota, Viridiplantae, Streptophyta, Magnoliopsida, Rosales, Rosaceae. The record is from RefSeq and is a predicted model, not a curated record. Gene Ontology annotation, molecular function: protein binding.